AGAAGCGGGAAGAGUGACGUCACCGAACGCAUGCAAAUGAGCUUGAUUGAAGAGAAUCUGAGCGUGGGAACCGCGCAGGCGCAGUAGGAGCGGGAUCUUUCAAGGUGGCCUGAAGAGUUUGAUUUCUGCAACACUGUGACCUGGACGCUGCAAGAGAAGUUCAACUUGUCUCGUUAAAGGAACAAAAAUGAUUGGAUUUUACAAACCAAAGACGUACAGAAGCUCCAGAGGAUGCUGCAUCUGCAAGGCCAAAUCCUCGAGCAGCAGAUUCACAGACAGCAAGCGCUAUGAGGACGAUUUCCAGAACUGUUUUGGACUUCAUGAAAUGCGUACUGGAGAUAUCUGCAACGCCUGUGUCCUUCUGGUGAAAAGAUGGAAGAAACUUCCCUCUGGCUCCAAGAAAAAUUGGAAUCAUGUUGUAGAUGCCCGCGGUGGGCCCAAUCUGAAAGCUCUGCGGAUCAGGCCUAAAAGGAUCCGGUCUCUGGCAGCGCGGAGGCUGAAAAAUAGACAGGUCCUGAAGAUGAAGAAAAACCUUUAUUCUGGGGCGCACAGCACUGCUUCCAGCGCUUCACCCACACACUCUUCUUCAUGUAGUAACCACUCGGACACAGACACUGACACAGAGCUCCGGACUGCUCCCAGCAGAAACUCCACCUUUUCCUUCCUGGAUCCAACAUACUGGAAAAGGCAGAAGGUUUGCUGUGGCAUUAUCUACAAAGGCCGUUAUGGUGAAAUUCUCAUCGACGCCCAACACUACAAACCAUGCUGCAGUAAUAAGAAAACAGAGGAAACCCUACCUUUCAAUGGGCAGGGUCUUUUGCCAUGAACUGUUAAAGCACCACUUUUUUUUUAUUUUAUUUUUAUUUUUUUAUUUUUUUUGUAGAUAUGAAAUAUAUUUAAGUGUAUGUAUGGGACAUUUGUCCCUCCGGCAUUUUUUUUUUUUUAAUUAUCAUUGCUUGCCAGUUGCUGCAGAGUAAUAUGACAUAACUGAAGGGACUUCACCUUCUAGAUCUGUACAAUCUCCCAAUUCCUGUGUUGAAUUGGAACUGGUGUAUAAAGAGCGGUAGUAUUUUUAUAUGUAUAUUGUUGCUUUUUAUAAUUUUUUAUUAUGCAGGUUGCUAUUCUAAAGGAUUGUUUUCUCAUGGGUUAUUUUUAUUAUAUCCCCUGAUAUUUACCACUGUAUUUUUUAAAUGGACUGUGAUACAAACCUGGAACUGGAUGAGACGUAUAGAAACCAGCAGCGUUUAUGGCCUGGACUGGAUGACUCGCUCAGAGGUUUCUGUAUGCUACCUUGUAACGUUUGGUGAGCGCCCGUUCUUACGUUCUUAUGUACAGGAAUUUCUCAGGAUGACAUUGGACGUGCCUUGCCCACAUUGCCUUAGGCUGGCUAUGCAUUCCUAAUACUUUCAUUACACUCCAUGGAUGGGACGUUGUGCAGCAUUUGCACCAUUUUGAACAACCAAAGUCUGGAUUGUGGAAAUUUGGACUGCUUACCACUAUCUGCCUCCAGAUUUUUAUUUUUUAUUUUUUUUACUAGUACAGAUAUUUUCUUAUAUCCUUGUUUUAUGUAAUCUACUAUUCUAUACACUGAGAUUGUGUAUAUGAGAAUGCUGGGACUGCGAUAUACCUUAUAGCAAUCAUUACUAUUUCAUAUAUGCAAUAACAGGUCUAUAAGAGUACAGUCAAAUAAAUCCAUUGGCAAAAUUUCUGCAGCAAAUUUGCUGCAUUUGAAUGUGCCCUUGUACCAUUAAAAAGGUUGUACCAAGUAUUGGUUAUUCCCUAUGCACAGGCUAAGGGUAACUCCUCAAUUGCUAGGGGUCCCAUGGCCCAGACCCAAGUAUGCGUCCUGCCGUUCCAUUAAUUCUCUAGGGGUACUGCCAGAGGUAGCAGGGUGCAUGCUCAGCCUGCCGCUCCAUGAAGACAAGGACGUGGGACUCCAGUUCUUUGGAUUGGUAUCCUGUGAAUAGGAUAUAACUUUAAUGCUUGGCACAAUCCCUUUAAAUCCUUGUGGCUGGGGACAUAGUGGGAGAUUUAUACCUCUGUUGUGGGGUCAAAAAAGUAGAAAAUGUGGUGCACACCAUAUUUGUGCAAUACUUUUGACUUUUUGAACUUCUUGACCCUUUUCUACAGUGACAAGAAAACGGGGCAGGUUUAGCGGGAGGAGCAGAACCUAUCACAACCCGCCAGAUUUACUAUAAGGGCUCUUUCACAUGAGCAUGUCCCUUGUGGGAAUCGCUCUCUGUGUGAAUGUGAGAUCACAUGCAG
This is a messenger RNA of Bufo bufo (common toad), 2265 nucleotides long. RefSeq names its product SIN3-HDAC complex associated factor (gene SINHCAF). The record is from RefSeq and is a predicted model, not a curated record. Bases 188 to 826 code for a protein of 212 amino acids. The transcript is spliced from 6 exons. Lineage: Eukaryota; Metazoa; Chordata; Amphibia; Anura; Bufonidae. Gene Ontology annotation, biological process: negative regulation of cell migration.